Molecule: messenger RNA, 750 nt
Organism: Topomyia yanbarensis
Lineage: Eukaryota; Metazoa; Arthropoda; Insecta; Diptera; Culicidae
Exons: 2
Coding region: 1-750 (249 amino acids)
Source: RefSeq, a predicted model, not a curated record
AUGACCUAUUUGGUGUAUGGUGUUGCGAUCAGUGCGAUGUUGGUUACCGCGUUCGGAGCCUUCACCGAUCACUCGAAGAAGAUCUGCAUCAACAAGUACAGUGUCACCUGUUUGAAGCUGGAAAUCGUAUCCUUCCUGGAGCGGAUAUCGGACCAGUCCGAGUACAACCUGAUGUCCGGAGUGAGCGUGGUACGGGACUCGGAUUCGAAUGUGACAAAGACGGCAGAAAUUAUUGCCGAGGUGUCCAGGAUUUUUCCCAAGGACCCGAACAAAAGACUGGAUGAGUUUUUGAUCGUAAAGUUGAACGAUUAUUUGAAAAGUCACUCGCUGCGGUUGAAGCUGAUGGACGGGGAAGCCAUGGAGAAGGCACGGGAUUUGUUCGAGGGUCGCAAGGGGAAGAAGGGCAAGAAGGGUGGACUGGAGGCGAUGAUUGCCGCUGCUAUGAUGAUGAAAGGAACGCUCGGUGCCAUCGCACUGGGAACGCUGGCCCUCAUAGCUGGAAAAGCGCUGAUGACCGGUCUGCUUGCGUUGACACUUGCCACCAUAGUGGGCCUCAAAUCGCUAGCCGGUGGUGGCGGCGGUGGUGGACACAAGUCCACAACCUACGAGAUCGUAGCAAAACCGGUCUAUUCGCAUGCUGAAACGGAGGAAAUCAGUCACCAUCAUGGCGAUUUUGGGGGUGCCACCGCCGGUUGGAAACGCUCGCAGCGAUUAGUGCAGCCGGAGUAUUAUGCACACGAGGGACACUGA